This is a messenger RNA of Solanum tuberosum (potato), 2280 nucleotides long. RefSeq names its product L-type lectin-domain containing receptor kinase IV.1-like. Gene Ontology annotation, biological process: protein phosphorylation. The record is from RefSeq and is a predicted model, not a curated record. The transcript has a single exon. Gene Ontology annotation, molecular function: carbohydrate binding; protein kinase activity; ATP binding. NCBI's taxonomy places the organism in Eukaryota, Viridiplantae, Streptophyta, Magnoliopsida, Solanales, Solanaceae. Bases 46 to 2052 code for a protein of 668 amino acids.
UUUCUCAUUUGCCUCACCAUAUUUUCCCAAACAAGAAUAUUCCCAAUGUUCUUCAAUUUUUUCAUACUAGUAGCUCUCUUUUUAGUUGAUUUUUCACCAGCUUCUUGUGAAGUUGAUGCAUUCAUUUUCAAUGGAUUCCAAUCAGCUAAUCUUAGCUUGGAUGGCAUAGCACAGUUCACAUCUACUGAUCUUUUGUUGUUAACAAAUUCAGGAACACAAAAUCAGGGCCAUGCUUUCUAUCCAAAUCCAAUUCAUUUCAAGAACUCACCUAAUGGUUCUGUAUUUUCUUUCUCCACUACUUUCGUGUUCGCGAUAAGGUCUGAUUAUGGAAAUUUGAGUGGUCAUGGACUGGUUUUCGUUAUCGCGCCACAUAAAGGACUUCAGGGGUCUUUGGCAAAUCACUAUCUUGGUCUUUUUAACUCUAAUAAUAAUGGGAAUGGAUUAAACCAUGUCAUUGGAGUUGAGCUCGAUACAAUCUAUAGCGAGGAUUUUGGUGAUAUCAAUGACAAUCAUGUUGGAAUUGAUAUAAAUGGAUUGAGGUCUGUAGCAAUUCACACAGCAGGUUAUUUUGAUGAUACUGGUUUUUUUCAUAACUUGACUUUAAUUAGUGGCAAAGAAAUGCAAGUUUGGAUUGAUUACGAUGGGAGGACUAAGCAAAUGAAUGUAACAGUAGCUCAGUUACAUAUGGAAAAACCAGUUAGACCACUUUUGGCUUUGAAACAUGAUCUUUCGUCGAUUCUUGAUCAGACUAUGUAUGUUGGUUUUUCAUCCUCAACAGGUUCAGUCCCAACACAUCAUUAUAUCUUGGGAUGGAGCUUCAAGACAAAUGGGAAAGCUCAAGAACUCUCGCAACUUCCUGAGCUUCCUCGUCUUGGGAGUAAAGGGACAUCAAGAUUUGUAACGAUUGGUUUGCCUAUAAUCUCGUUGGUUUCAGUUGUUGCAGCUGUGUUAGCGGUGGUUUAUUAUGUAAGAAGGAAGAAGUAUGAAGAAAUUCAUGAAGAUUGGGAACGCGAGUAUAGACUACAAAGGUUUAAGUAUAAAGAAUUGUACAUUGCUACUAAGGGAUUCAGAGAAAAGGAGGUAUUGGGAGCUGGAGGAUUUGGUAAAGUUUAUAAAGGAGUGAUGCCUAUCACUAAACUUGAGAUAGCUGUAAAGAAGAUAUCUCAUGAAUCAAGACAAGGUAUGAAGGAAUUUAUUUCGGAGAUUGUAAGCAUUGGUCGUAUGCAACACAGGAAUGUAGUACAACUAUUGGGUUAUUGCAGGCGAAAAGGGGAGUUGAUUUUGAUAUAUGAAUACAUGUCUAAUGGAAGUCUAGACAAGUAUUUAUACGAUCAACCAAGAUACACCCUCGAUUGGAACCAAAGAUUCAGAGUCAUUAGAGGUGUAGCCUCUGGACUUUUUUUCCUACACGAAGAAUGUGAUCACGUAGUGAUUCAUAGAGAUGUUAAGGCCAGUAACGUCUUGUUAGAUGGUGAACUAAAUGGCAAGUUAGGAGAUUUUGGACUCGCGAGGCUAUAUGGUCAUGGGACCGAUCCUCAGUCUACUCGUGUUGUUGGUACUCUUGGUUACCUUGCACCAGAGCAUACUAGAACUGGCAGGGCAACACCUAGUAGUGAUGUAUUUUCAUUUGGGGCAUUUCUGCUUGAAGUUGCAUGUGGUAGGAGGCCGAUACAGCCAAGACAAGACGGUGAUGAUCUGAUUUUGGUCGAUUGGGUGUUCUCGUGCUGGAAUAGGGGUAAUAUACUUGAUGCUGCUGAUCCAAACAUAGGCAUUGAUUUUGUUCCAGGACAAGUGGAGUUGGUCUUAAAGUUAGGCUUGUUCUGUUCUCAUUCAGAUCCUUCGUGUAGGCCAACCAUGCGACAAAUCUUGUUGUUCUUGGAUGGUGUUGUGGCCUUACCAGAGUUAUCAGAACUCGGUGUUUCAUCAGCUAACCUAACAUUUGAACAUCGCGGAGGUUUUGAUGAUUUUGUCAAGUCGUAUCCAACUUCUUUGGGCUAUGCAUAUUCCGGCUCUCCAUCUGUAACAGACUCCUUUCUCUCUGGUGGCCGAUGAUUACUAAUGUAUUGAGCCUGGUAAAUAUAAUCUUGUUUUGGUGGAUUAUGUAUUGGUAAAUUAGAGUAACUUCUGGUGAAAUACUAUACACCUUCUCUUCUGAUCCAGAAUUCAAUAUUUGAAACAUUUUAUGUAGAAUGAAUCUACUCAUGAAGCAUGUAAUAGAAUGAUUCAGGCUUUGAUAGUACAGUUUACAAUGGAACAAUUAAUAUACAGAGAUAAGUACUU